AACCAUGACCAACCGUGAGCAAUUUCCUGGAAAAUACAGCCAGUCGAAGGCUUUGUAUUCUUAGAAUUUGUACUGACGUGAUGUUAACUAAUUUAAUUAAACAAGUCUUCCAAGAAACUACCUAUCAAUUCACAAAAAUUCAAUGGUGCUCGUACUCCGAGAUUUUUAACCAUAUUUCGAGCAGGAAGGAGAAGACUUAAAAGCUCUAUAUAUAAGUUUCCCUAAUCUUUUUCUAUGAUUAGAGAUCAAAACAUGGCUAAUUUCCCUAGUGUUCCGAAAACAAUCUCUCUUUUUUUGCUUUGUUAUCUCAUCACCUUCCUUUUUGAUCUUGCUUAUGCUGAUCCUCCAUACAAGUUGUGCUCAGAUGUUCGCGGUUAUGUCGAAAAUAGUACGUUUCAGAAAAACCUCCAGAGCCUGCUCAAUUCAUUGCCUUCAAAUGCUUCUGUUUCCAAGCUGUACAAUACUUCCGCCGGAAAUGAACCAGAUAGAGUUUAUGGCCUUUAUAUGUGCCUCGAUUAUGUUACGAAUGAGACAUGUCACAACUGCAUCAACACCGCGCAUUUAGACAUUGUGAGGAUUUGUCCCAACUCAACAGAAUCAGUUGUGUGGGAGGAGACGUGCCAACUGCGCUACUCCGAUGUGAAGUUCUAUGGUGAAUUGAAUAUGGCAGACAACAUUCCGUUGGCUAACAAGGAAAGCGUUUCAGACCCAAUAAAGUUUGAGUAUACCGUGAGGGAGAAGCUGAGUGAGCUUGCGAAGCGAGCCGCAUAUAAUGUUUCAGCGAAAAUGUAUGCUACUGGAGAUGUACAAUUUGAAGAUAAAGUGAUAUAUGCUCUUGUGCAGUGCACCAGAGACUUAUCUGGAGAUGACUGUGAUAAAUGCCUUCAGCGCGCCAUAGAAGACGUUUUGAGAGCGUUUUAUUUCUCCAUUGGUGCACGGCUUUUGAGCCGGAGUUGCUAUCUGAGGUACGAAUUGUAUGCCUUCUAUAAUGGUGCAACUGAAGCUUCUAUUUCUAGCUCUCCGAAUAACAACAAAGGGAACGUGAGUAGUGAGACUUUAAGACAACAUGUAUUGUUCCCAGAACAACGUCUUCAAGGCAGAAACCCGAAAGCUGAGGAGUACCCCUAUAUCAGUUUGGCAUCUAUACAUGCAGCUACGGAUAAAUUCUCUGAUUCAAAUAAGCUUGGAGAAGGUGGUUUUGGGCCUGUUUACAAGGGUGUACUCAGUGACGGAAAAGAAGUGGCAAUCAAGAGGCUUUCAAGCUGUUCUGAGCAAGGCUCGGAGGAAUUCACAAAUGAAGUUCUGCUGAUAAUGAAACUUCAACAUAAGAAUCUUGUUCGGCUUUUGGGUUUUUGUGUUGAGGGAGAGGAAAAACUGCUUGUCUAUGAAUACCUGCCAAACAGCAGCCUAAAUGUCUUCCUCUUUGAUUCAGAGAAACGAGCGCAACUUGAUUGGAGCAGACGUGUAAACAUUAUAAGUGGAAUUGCAAGGGGAAUUCUUUAUUUACACGAGGACUCUCGACUUCAAAUCAUCCAUAGAGACCUGAAAGCUAGCAAUGUUUUAUUGGACAGUGACAUGAACCCUAAAAUCUCCGACUUUGGCAUGGCAAGGAUCCUUGCAGGAAGUGAAGGCCAAGCAAAUACGACUACAAUAGUUGGGACUUAUGGAUACAUGGCUCCAGAAUAUGCAAUGGAGGGAGUAUAUUCCGUCAAGUCUGAUGUUUAUGGUUUCGGAGUACUAUUGCUUGAGAUCAUAACAGGGAGAAGGAACGCCAGCUUUCAUCCAAUAAAACGUGUUCCUAGCCUUGUAACAUAUGCAUGGAAAUUAUGGCAUGACGGAAAAGGGUUGGAGCUACUCAACCCACUACUGCUCGAUUCAUGUGAUCCAGAUGAGUUUCUAAGAUAUCUCCAUAUCGGAUUGUUGUGUGUCCAGGAAGACGCGUAUGAUAGGCCAACCAUGUCUUCUGCUAUUGUAAUGUUGAAAAGUGAAACUGUAACUCUUAGCCAACCCGAGAAACCUGCUUUCACCACGGGAAGAUUCACUGAUCAUUAUACUGAGACAGCUGCUGGUAAUAGUUCUAUUAAUGGCCUAACAGUUUCUAACGUCAUGCCGCGAUAACACCAUAAGAUUCAUGAAUCUGUACAAAGUUGAAGCUUUCCUACGGUGUUCUUUGUCAUGAAAUUCUACCCAUGUUCUCGAUAGCACAAAGUUUUUCUUAGUUCUGUUGUGUGUAUAUUAUUAAUAAAUACAGAAUACCGGUA
Pyrus x bretschneideri (Chinese white pear) is the source of this 2261-nucleotide messenger RNA. RefSeq names its product cysteine-rich receptor-like protein kinase 10. Gene Ontology annotation, molecular function: ATP binding; protein kinase activity; methyltransferase activity. Gene Ontology annotation, biological process: methylation; protein phosphorylation. Lineage: Eukaryota; Viridiplantae; Streptophyta; Magnoliopsida; Rosales; Rosaceae. The coding region runs from base 235 to 2118 and encodes 627 amino acids. The transcript has 6 exons. The record is from RefSeq and is a predicted model, not a curated record.